GCAACAAUUCAUCAACAAAACUUUCUCUCUGUUUCGACACCGCAACAUGUCUCUCUAUUACGAGGCGGCCGAAUUCCUAGUAGGCUCGUCCUCUGGAGGAGGUAGUCUCAAGUCUCGUGUUUUUAAGAAGAAAAACCUCAAGUCUCCGCCCAGCCAACUGUAUGCGCUUGUCUUGGAAAGUUGCAAAUGGAGUCCGGUCAUCAAGGAAGUCAUCGAGAAAUCCGAUCUCCUUAAGCUUGAACGCAAGCUCACGCCACCUUUGUCAUUGCUCUUGGUACAUGAUUUAUUGCUAGCCAAGAAGGGCAUUGCUCUCCCCCAUAGCCAUGGAUUACGAGCAUCUGUCGAAAGACACAAGGGUCGCCUUACUUCUGAGCUUACGCGGGCUCGAUUGCGAAGAAGGGCAGCGUCACUCGCGGAGUUGAAGGAGCAGAUUGACAAGGAAUCUGCCGGCGAGGAAGCAAACUACCCCCGAUGGGUUCGCGUGAAUGCAGUAAAAACCAGCUUGGAGGACCAGCUAGAAACGACAUUUUCUGCUUUUGCAAGGGCUGGCUCCGUCCAGGAUGUCAUCACAAAGUCGGGCAAGCAUCUCUUCAUCGACCCACAUGUUCCCAAUCUUCUCGCCAUCACGUCUGGAGUCGACUUGACAAAGACGGAGGCCUAUACAUCUGGCAAAAUCAUUCUUCAAGACAAGGCAUCGUGCUUCCCGGCCUAUCUGUUGGACCCCCGGUCUGAAGAUGGGGAUUUGAUCGAUGCCUGCUCCGCACCCGGCAACAAGACCACACAUUUAGCAGCUAUCCUGAAAGAACACCAGCCGGAGUUUGAGACACCACCCCAGACAAUAUAUGCGUUCGAGAAGGAUCCCAGGCGAGCGCAGACCCUGGACAAGAUGGUAACAACAGCAGGAUCUAAGACGACGACGCGCAUUGGAUUUGGCCAGGACUUUCUGCAAGUGGACCCACGCGCGGAGAGAUACAAAUCUGUGGGAGCCCUACUCCUAGAUCCGAGCUGCUCCGGGAGCGGCAUCGUUGGACGAGAUUCUAUGCCGGAGCUCCACCUACCAGAACUAUCCAGUACCAUGACGAAGGAAACGACAGGGAGGACGAACAACCGUAAGAGAAAGCACGUGGAAGUUGAAACGGAGCCUCACGCCGUCAUGGUGGACGACGACGGGAACGAGACGAUCAUGAAAUCUGACCAAGACCUCGAAUCCCGAUUGGAGGCUUUGUCAGGCUUUCAGCUGACCCUGCUCCUGCACGCAUUCCGCUUCCCAGCAGCAACCAAGAUAACAUACUCGACAUGUUCGGUUCACAUGCAAGAGAAUGAGCGCGUGGUUAUGCGGGCCCUCCAAUCAGAUAUUGCGAAAGAGAGGAACUGGCGCAUUUUGCUGCGGAAAGACCAGGUUGCGGGCAUGAAAGAGUGGCCCGUUCGAGGACUAACCUCGGCAUGUGGAGAUGAUGGAGACAUCGCCGACGCUUGCAUACGCUCUUACAAAGAUGAUGGCCAAGGCGUCAUGGGGUUCUUUGUCGCUGGCUUCGUGAGGGUUGGAUCCCGAGACGCCGGGUCUGGGGACGACGACGAGGGCCCAUAUUUACGAGAUGAUGAUGGCGCAAUCAUUCGAGACGUGCUUGGAAUGCCGGUUCUGAAAUCAACGGGAGCCCCGGUCUCGUUGAACGCGCGAGACGAGGUUGGAUCCGAUCAAGGCAAGAAGGAGGAUCACAAUGAAGAUGACGAGGAAGAGGAAGAGGAAGACGACGAUAGCAGCUACAGCGACGACAGUGCCGCAGAGAUUGCUAGAGAUGCAAGAUACCAACAGGAGGUGGGGGUUUCGACCACUAUCGAGGAUGAGUGGCAAGGAUUUGGAGAUUGAUCCACUCUGUCGGAGAGUAGGCAGACACAAUUCGAGACACGUCAAGCAUGGAUAACUACAAGUGAUUGAUUUUCGACCACGACCAACGGUACGAGCCGAGGCACCGCGACAGCGAGCGACAACCCUGAAAACGCCGACAGUGGAUGCGGCUCUGGUGGGCAGGGCCAGGCUAAAUCGAGUCAUAUCUCCUGAUCU
This is a messenger RNA of Ilyonectria robusta, 2062 nucleotides long. Its product is annotated as S-adenosyl-L-methionine-dependent methyltransferase. The record is from RefSeq and is a predicted model, not a curated record. Bases 47 to 1867 code for a protein of 606 amino acids. NCBI's taxonomy places the organism in Eukaryota, Fungi, Ascomycota, Sordariomycetes, Hypocreales, Nectriaceae. Gene Ontology annotation, molecular function: methyltransferase activity. Gene Ontology annotation, cellular component: nucleolus. Gene Ontology annotation, biological process: rRNA base methylation. The transcript has 2 exons.